AUGGUUGAAACUGUUAAUGAGACUGAAUGUACAAUUGAUAAAAAUGUAAUUAGCAAAACUGUAUAUAAGACUAGUAUUAUAAUAUUGGAAACUGUUAAUGAGACUGAAAAUAAUAUGAAUGAAACUGAUUUAUAUGAUGUAGAAACUGGUAAAAAUCUGGAAAACUUAAAUGCCUAA
This is a messenger RNA of Cinara cedri, 177 nucleotides long. The record is from the annotation of a GenBank genome assembly. Lineage: Eukaryota; Metazoa; Arthropoda; Insecta; Hemiptera; Aphididae.